GCAAUGCGAUCGUGAGUGAGAGGAGCUUUUUGUCCGCUUGUCUUGUUCUCGUUCGUGGUGGGGUUGCAAUCUGCGAUCUGCUGCACUCCCCCCAUGCCUCUUUUCCUUUCUAUUUCCGUGUCCUUCUUGUCUUUGUUUCGCUGCAAAUCGUCCUCUGUGCAGUUCGCUGUACCUCGUGGACUUCUUUUGGCUUCCCUUCAUUUCUCCGCCAGUUUUUGCCAGUUUUUCUUCGACGUCUGAAAGGGUUGGUUCUAUUCACGGCCUUAUGUCAGGGUUGGUUUCUUCUUCAAUGGUGGUGUCACUCGGCGUUGUGCUGAAGGAGCUCAGGUCUUGACUCUGGCUUUUAAGGAGUCGGGAUAUUUUUGGUUUCGACUGAGCAUCGACUGUCGCUGGGAGGGGUAUUACGAAGCAGGGUGGUCAAGUGGCUCGUGAUUUUGGUUGCGGUGGGAGCUUCGCUAGUGAUUAUGGCAUGAUGCAGCUGAUGCGUUUUGUAGGGAUAUGAUAAAAACAGCACGGGCGGAGGGUGGUGUUUAAGAGGCAGACAGGGUGGUUCUAGCGUGGAGCUUGUGAGGUUGUCGAGCGAGAGAGAGAAAGAGAGCAUGUUUGAGGACAUCUUGCACACAUGAGGAAGAGGAGAAUGCGGCGUGGUAUAUGGAGUGGGGUAGUACCUUCAUAAGUGGACUUGCGUUAGAGGUCACCAUGUGAGACGUUUCGGAGGGUACUUACGGCUUGGUUGCAAAACAUGGAAUCGAGAAGUAGCGUACACAGGGCGGAGCAGUUGUAGUGACCCGAGAGCAAGCUUGCUAUCGAGUCGUCUCCCUGGAACGCUCUUAGCCAUGCCUGGGGAAGUGGCAUGGUGGCGUCCUCUCUUCUUGAUCGCGCUCAUGCCCAUCGGGGUAUUGAGCAACGCGGAAGGCGAUGCUCUCAAUACUUUGCGCCAAAGUUUGAUUGAUAGUAGCAACGUGCUGCAAAGUUGGGAUCCCACUCUUGUAAAUCCCUGCACUUGGUUCCAUGUUACUUGCAAUAACGAGAACAGCGUCAUUCGAGUGGAUUUAGGGAAUGCUGGCCUGUCAGGGUCGUUGGUGCCGCAGCUUGGGGUCCUUACAAAGCUCCAAUACUUGGAGUUAUAUAGUAACAACAUUUCGGGAACAAUACCUAAAGAGCUGGGAAAUAUCACUGCUCUUGUCAGCCUGGAUCUUUAUCAAAACAAUUUCACUGGCCCUAUACCAGAUAGCCUUGGACAGCUGUCUAAUCUGCGGUUUCUUAGACUGAACAACAAUAGUUUGACCGGCCCCAUUCCUGUUUCUCUAACUACCAUCAGUGGACUACAAGUGCUAGAUCUCUCGUACAAUAAGUUAUCUGGAGAUGUUCCUACCAAUGGUUCCUUUUCUCUGUUCACACCCAUCAGUUUUUUGGGAAACAACGAUCUGUGUGGUGCAGUGGUUGGUAAACAAUGUCCUGGUCAGCCCCCAUUCCCACCACCUCCUCCAUUUACACCACCGCCUCCACAAACUCCAAAUGGGGCUUCAGCAAACAAACAACAAACAACUAGCACAGGAGCUAUUGCAGGUGGAGUUGCUGCAGGAGCUGCUUUGCUAUUCGCUGCCCCUGCCAUAGGUUUUGCCUGGUGGCGUCGUCGGAGGCCCAUUGAAGCCUUCUUUGAUGUCCCAGCCGAGGAAGAUCCAGAAGUGCACUUAGGGCAGCUGAAACGAUUUUCUCUAAGGGAGCUGCAGGUGGCAUCCGACAACUUCAACAACAGGAAUAUUCUAGGUCGUGGUGGAUUUGGCAAGGUUUACAAAGGUCGACUAGCAGAUGGGACGCUAGUGGCUAUCAAGCGCCUCAAAGAAGAGCGCAGCCCUGGUGGAGAGCUGCAGUUUCAAACAGAGGUCGAGAUGAUUAGCAUGGCAGUGCACCGAAAUUUGUUACGGCUUCGUGGAUUCUGUAUGACUCCUACGGAACGUUUGCUCGUGUACCCAUACAUGCCAAACGGAAGUGUUGCUUCUCGAUUGCGAGAACGUGUGGAUGGAGAGCCUGCCUUAAGUUGGCGAACCAGGAAGCAAAUUGCGUUGGGAGCUGCUCGGGGGCUGUCGUAUUUACACGACCAUUGUGAUCCAAAAAUUAUUCAUCGUGAUGUGAAGGCCGCCAACAUUCUCUUGGAUGAAGAGUUUGAGGCAGUGGUAGGAGAUUUUGGUCUCGCCAAGCUUAUGGAUUACAAAGACACCCAUGUUACAACUGCAGUGCGAGGGACUAUUGGCCACAUCGCACCUGAGUAUCUUUCCACUGGAAAAUCGUCUGAGAAAACAGAUGUUUUUGGGUUCGGAAUCAUGCUAUUGGAACUUAUCACUGGUCAGCGAGCUUUUGACUUGGCACGUCUGGCCAAUGAUGAUGAUGUCAUGCUCUUGGAUUGGGUGAAGGGAUUGUUAAGGGAACGCAAGGUUGAUCUUCUUGUAGACCCUGAUCUUAAGCAAAAUUAUGAUCAAAAAGAAGUUGAAGAGCUUAUUCAGGUUGCACUGCUCUGCACACAAGGUUCUCCUUUGGACCGGCCAAAAAUGGGCGAUGUUGUGCGUAUGCUCGAAGGUGAUGGACUGGCGGAGCGCUGGGAGGAGUGGCAGAAGGUGGAAGUAGUUCGAAAUCAAGAUUUGGAUUUGCCACCCCACCGAACAUCAGAAUGGAUUGUGGAUUCAACGGAUAAUCUGCAUGCUGUUGAGCUUUCUGGCCCACGAUAGUAUGCAAAGUUGUAGAAAUAUGAUGUCCUGCUGGUAAACGUUCUCGCUACUUUGGAGCCUCUACAUUUGCUCUUAGACAAAGACUUUGGCGUGCAAUCUCACAACUUUGUUGUCACAGUACGCACAUUCCCACAGGAGUUAGAUCUAUUGACCAGGGAGGUUUUCAUUGCGUGUUAGGGCUUGAGGUUUUGAUCGAUGUGGCAGAAGAUUUUGAUGACCUGUCAGAAUUAGUGUGUGAUCAUUCCUACAUGCUCUUGCUCUUAAAUGAGGGUUGAACUUUGUACUAGUAAGGGUGGGACAUUUGAGUUCCACAAAUGCAAGUCCAUGCAUAUUCUGUAGUUAAGUUUUUUAUUAACCUAUUCUAUUAGAAGUUAUUCUGAAAGCACAGGGAUUGAUUUCA
Molecule: messenger RNA, 3126 nt
Organism: Physcomitrium patens
Lineage: Eukaryota; Viridiplantae; Streptophyta; Bryopsida; Funariales; Funariaceae
Product: LRR receptor kinase BAK1
Biological process (GO): protein phosphorylation
Molecular function (GO): protein kinase activity; protein binding; ATP binding
Source: RefSeq, a predicted model, not a curated record